AUGUCUUUUCCACCAGAAAAUAAGUAUCUCGGAAUCCCCUUCUACUAUCGGGAGGAGUUCACCACCGAUACCACCGGCACGUACCGCACGCUCUACUUCAAGCCCAAUGUCGAGCCAGAAUCGGGAAAGUGGCAGCCCCGCAGCCCCCUGGUGUCGGGCUUUGUUUCCUGGCUGCCGCCAUUGGAGGUGAUCUGUGUAUACUGCUUUAUCGUCGCUUUGGUACUUAGUUUGAUCAUUGUGAUUGUCCAAAUCGCGGCUCCCGAUGCCUCAAAAGUCGUGCAUUCCUUGUUAACUCUGCAGUUCUUCGUGAUAUGCGUACAAAACUACUGCAUCGCCAAAAAGCUUCUGGCACUCAGGCGUGAAUCUAGGAAGCAGAAAGGUCGUGGUUAUGAUCUCUUCGUUGGACCAGCGUACACAUCCACGCUCGCUCUACCACCAGCGGAAACUGGUCUGGAUGUUCCCCCACUAUCAAAGGAUUCUGACAAUGCCCACAUUUCCAGGCAGGCAGAGAAGGUUUCUCUUGGUGAAUAA
This is a messenger RNA of Penicillium samsonianum, 531 nucleotides long. RefSeq lists its product as uncharacterized. Bases 1 to 531 code for a protein of 176 amino acids. NCBI's taxonomy places the organism in Eukaryota, Fungi, Ascomycota, Eurotiomycetes, Eurotiales, Aspergillaceae. The record is from RefSeq and is a predicted model, not a curated record. The transcript is spliced from 2 exons.